Molecule: messenger RNA, 228 nt
Organism: Caenorhabditis sp. 36 PRJEB53466
Lineage: Eukaryota; Metazoa; Nematoda; Chromadorea; Rhabditida; Rhabditidae
Source: the annotation of a GenBank genome assembly
AUGCUCCUGGAGCCACGCAGUCUGUUCGUGAUGACCGACAAGGCGUACACGACGAUGCUUCACGGAAUCGCCGAACGGGAAACGGAUCUGAUUGAGCCGAGCAAAGUGUUCAACUGUCCCGAGGAGUUGGCCAACAAACGGAUCGAAAGAGACACUCGCAUUUCGGUCACGGUCCGCAACGUCGAAAAAGUCUCCAAGCUCGGUGUCUUUGACCUUCUCAAAAAAUAA